AUGUCUCGUCUGCUGCUGCUCUGCCCUUCCCUCCGCCACCGCACCACCCUGUUCUCGAAGACUGGCUGUCGCCUCACCCACUCAGAAAAAACAAACAACCGAGACCUGUCGCCCACGGAAUCGGCUGUUGGAAUGGUGGUGUUCUUCACGGCCUUUUUCAGCCCGAUGGCGUACGUGCUAACCAAUCUGAGCCGUUUCAAAAGAGAGUAG
Molecule: messenger RNA, 210 nt
Organism: Meriones unguiculatus (Mongolian gerbil)
Lineage: Eukaryota; Metazoa; Chordata; Mammalia; Rodentia; Muridae
Product: cytochrome c oxidase subunit 8C, mitochondrial
Exons: 2
Coding region: 1-210 (69 amino acids)
Biological process (GO): mitochondrial electron transport, cytochrome c to oxygen
Cellular component (GO): mitochondrion
Source: RefSeq, a predicted model, not a curated record